Truncatella angustata is the source of this 513-nucleotide messenger RNA. Its product is annotated as 2Fe-2S ferredoxin-type domain-containing protein. NCBI's taxonomy places the organism in Eukaryota, Fungi, Ascomycota, Sordariomycetes, Amphisphaeriales, Sporocadaceae. The transcript has 2 exons. The record is from RefSeq and is a predicted model, not a curated record. Gene Ontology annotation, molecular function: 2 iron, 2 sulfur cluster binding. Gene Ontology annotation, cellular component: mitochondrion. Bases 1 to 513 code for a protein of 170 amino acids. Gene Ontology annotation, biological process: positive regulation of oxidoreductase activity; P450-containing electron transport chain.
AUGGCAACAAGCCUGAGGCACCUCAACACCAUAUCACAGCCCACCAGAGCCGCACAAACAAUGUCACGGGCCACCCGGAUAUUCUCUCCCGCGACCGCAAUGCGCACAUUCAGCACCUCGCCCAGACGGUUACACGGGCAUAUACACACUCCCAAGCCCGGUGAAGAACUCUACGUUACCUUCAUCGACAAGGAAGCCCGCGAACACAAGGUCGCCGUGAGCAAGGGCGACAACCUUCUCGACGUGGCCCAGGCACACGACCUGGAGAUGGAGGGGGCCUGUGGCGGGUCCUGCGCCUGCAGCACCUGCCAUGUCAUCGUCCUGGACCAGGACCUCUACGACAAGAUGCCCGAGCCUGAGGACGACGAGAACGAUAUGCUGGACCUGGCCUUCGGCCUGACCGAGACGAGCCGCUUGGGCUGUCAGGUCACCAUGACCAAGGAGCUGGAUGGGUUGAAGGUCAGGCUGCCGAGCAUGACGAGGAAUCUGCAGGCCAGUGAUUUCAAGUCAUAG